GAGGCUGACGGCCCUGUGGAUCAGUUUGCGGAUUUGCGAUGUGUGACUAAGCAAAUCAAGUACGCAGGAAGCACAGUGCACUUCUGGACGUUUCCUCACUCGAACAAGCCAGAUGCCAUUACUGCCACGGAUCACGGCAAGAAAUGCUUGGGCAAGGCUCUGAAGCAGGUGUAUGGUGCAGAUUGCAUUGCGUACUACUGCAUUGUGGCAGAGCAGCAUGCCAGCUCCUCACGAAGAUGGGAGAGAACAUGGCAUUGGCAUGCGGUGCUAAAGCUGAGUCGUCGUGUGAAGUGGAAGGCUGUGGCCAAGAACUUGCGGGAGCGUGGCUUUUAUGGCCGCCUUGCUUUGCCACAGUUCCACGCUGAUAUAUGGCGCAUUCUUCGCUAUGUACUUUGUCCGAGCUUAAAGAAAAGCCAUUCUGAACUCGAUGGCGAUCCUUACUUCUCUUCGACCUUCCCCUUGGAACAGAUGGAAAGCAAGAUGCGUAAGUUUUCGAAUGCUUCUUUCCGGCCAAGCGACAUGUUCAAUGCCCUUCGGAACUUGCGUCCGCGGUUGACUUCGUACCAGGAGCUCAUAGCAUGGGCUGCGCAGCAGCGUGAGCGUGGAAAUGGCAAGUUCCAGGAGUUCAUGGCGCGUCAGGGGCCGAAGAUGCAGCCUCUGUUUUUAUCUUGGCAGACGAUGCUGACAGAAACUAGCACGCCCAGACAGCGCGAGGAGCGUCUGCGGCUUUGGGCAGCUGCCAGUCAAGAGGCUUGUGUGUGCUAUGAGCCCUCCAGAUUGCGCGAAGCUUUGGACAACUUGUUGGAGCAUCAUGGAAAGAGUGCAGGCAGGUUCGCGUUCUGCAUCCUGCGUCUUCUCAAGCUGGGGACUGCGGCCAAGAACAACAACCUCUUGCUUUAUGGUGAGUCCAACUCUGGGAAGACUGGUUUGACAAGGCCUUUGAUGCACAUCUUCGAGAAUCGCACCUUCUUGCGGCCCAACAAGGGAGACACGUUCCCCCUUAUGGGGCUUGAGCAGCACCUCAUCACGGUCUUCCAGGACUGGCGGCUGAGUUCCUCCCCCAUACCGUGGGACACGUUGUUGCUGCUGCUGGAGGGCGAGAGUGUCACUGCUGCCGUGAAGGGGGCCGGUUCUGUCCUGGUGCAUUCGCCCCCGCCGGUCAUCAUGACUUGUCAAGCGAAGGUGCAGCCGCGAACUGCCAAAGGCGAGAUUGACGAAGCCGAGCGCCUUGCUUUUCACAACAGGUUUCAGCUGAGGUGGCACUUCAAGUAUGCUUUGCCGCAGGAACAGCGUGACAACAAGCUGAAACUUUGCUACCGUUGCAAGGGCUGUUACAGCAGAUGGAUCAAUGACAACUACCAGGAGUACAUCAAGCAAAAUCCAGGCAUUGAUUCUGAGCUUGUGGACUUCGAGGAAGCUCUUGCGCGGACCGACCCUUUGGAGAGCUUGGAGGCUGUUGGCCGCAAGCGGAAAGCCGAGCAUCCACUAGCUUCGACUCCGUCCGAAGCGGCCCCUCCUGUGGCUUCGGAACCAGCUGUGCAUGCGGCGCGACCGCCGUCUCUCCCACAUUCGUGGUCUGCGGAGUUCGAAGAGCAUUCGACAUCGAUACUUGCACAGCCGUGGACUCCGCCGGAGUCGUCGGCGGAAGCUUCGUGGCCUGCGUGGACACCGCCACGGACAGCAGUACCGCUUGAACAUUUGGACGAGGAGCUUGCGCAGCCGUGGACACCGCUAGGCCCACCUCCUACAUCGCCUGAAGUUUCUCGGCCCUGGUCGCCUCAUUGGGAAACGCCGCCGGAAAUACACGCAGCUUUCCGAUCUCAGAUUGCUCAAGCCGUCUCCAGUUCACAGAGCGACGCAUUGUCAUCGCCAGAGUGGCGAACACCGCCGAAGAUUCUAGAAGCUUUCAGACAGGGCUUGUGA
This is a messenger RNA of Symbiodinium necroappetens, 1923 nucleotides long. The record is from the annotation of a GenBank genome assembly. NCBI's taxonomy places the organism in Eukaryota, Dinophyceae, Suessiales, Symbiodiniaceae.